Cornus florida is the source of this 3480-nucleotide messenger RNA. Its product is annotated as B3 domain-containing protein Os07g0563300-like. The transcript is spliced from 13 exons. NCBI's taxonomy places the organism in Eukaryota, Viridiplantae, Streptophyta, Magnoliopsida, Cornales, Cornaceae. The record is from RefSeq and is a predicted model, not a curated record. Bases 313 to 3129 code for a protein of 938 amino acids. Gene Ontology annotation, molecular function: DNA binding; zinc ion binding.
GUUACUUAUAUUUAUUUCAAUCUGUGUUUCUCUCUCUCUCUAGCCAUCUGUGACUUCUCCGUCAUGACUAAAGAUUGGGGCACCAAGUGGCACGACAACCGCCUCCGCCAUUCUUUUUCUCUCUCUAGUUUCUCUCUCUAGCUUCAUCUAGGGUUUACAUUCAGUUCAGUUUUGUUUGUUCUCAGCUUCUUUGUUGUGUUCGUGAUUUACUUCAAUUCGAAAGGUAGAUAGGCGAAAUAUUUAUUUUUCAUACUCGUUCAUUUCUCUCUUUCACUUUGGUUAGCUUAGGUUUUAUAUGUUCCAGAAGUUUCAAUGUUGACGUCUUCGUCGAAGAAGAUUUGCUUCAAUUCGGGCUGUAAGGAUGUAUUGGAACGACCAAGAAAAGGUUGGCGUCGCCGGCAUGGCGACUUCGCUGACCUCUGUAAUCGAUGCGCUUCUGCUUAUGAGGAAGGAAAAUUCUGUGAGACUUUUCACUUGAAUGCUUCUGGUUGGAGAUGUUGCGAGUCCUGUGGAAAGCAAAUACAUUGUGGAUGUAUAGUUUCAUUCCACACAUUUGUACUGUUGGAUGCUGGAGGAAUUGAGUGCAUAAAUUGUGCAAAGAAAAGUUUUAUUUUGACGCCAAAUCCUGCAUGGCCUCCACCUUCUCUCUUCCUUCCUGCAGUGCCUGAAAGAAUUAAGGAUGUCUCAAACAAAAACUGGGGUCAGAUAGCUGCAUUAGGCUCUGUUCCCUGGCGACAAGCACCCAGUUUGUUCAGCACUUCUACUGCUCAGUCUGAAUUGCAUCCAAAAAUGCCCUUUGAGGUUGACAUACUGAGUGGCAGUGACAGACUUAUCGCCAGCGAGCAAUUAUCUUCCUCCUCUUUAGAGAAGAAGAAAAUAGAGGAUUUGUCUGAAAGAUCAAUGAAUGGUAGCUUGAAGCUUGGUGCAUCAGCAGUGGUUGAGAACAUGAAUGCAGGAACCAAUCACGAGGAGCAAUCUUACGCAUGUUUAAAUGCUCCUCCACAAUUGUCCUUCUCAAAGAAUGACAAUCUUUCUCAGCAGUCAUCCUUCUCAAAAAAUGACCCAUCUACUCCACACUUCAGUUUGGCUGUAAAUUCAGCAUCAUCAAAUGAUCGAACUAAGGUUUCUAAAACUUGUGCACAAAAACCAACCUCCCCAGUUCCUGUGGGAAAGGAGUUCUUUGGGCAUAAUGGAGUUGAUGCAUCUGGUGAAAAAAAAAUACAUAAUGGAAAGCCUCAAGGAGAGGCCGGAAAAAGAAAUCAGUUACUUCCUCGGUACAGACCCAGGAUAAGUGAUGAAGAGCUACAGCUGAUCUCUGGAGAUUCGAACUCUGUAAUAACUUCCUUGUUUGAGAAGAUAUUAAGUGCUAGUGAUGCUGGCCGGAUAGGGCGUUUAGUACUGCCAAAAAAAUGUGCAGAGGCCUAUUUUCCACCAAUUUCACAGCCAGAAGGAUUACCUCUCAAAGUACAAGAUUCAAAAGGGAAGGAGUGGAUAUUUCAAUUCCGAUUCUGGCCCAAUAAUAAUAGCAGAAUGUAUGUUUUAGAGGGGAUCACUCCUUGUAUACAGUCGAUGCAGUUGCAAGCUGGUGACAUAGUAACAUUUAGUAGGUUAGAGCCAGAAGGAAAGUUGGUCAUGGGGUUUAGAAAGGCUUCAACUAGUCUGCCAUCUGAACAGGGCAAAGAAAGUGUCAACAAUGGUAAUGGAGUUUCUGCACGUGGAGGUGUUAGCCAUAGAAAAACUAAACCUGGUGAAACUGUUUCGACUCAUCUUCAGUUAAAAAGUAAUUCAGUGUCACCUAGCUUUUGGUCAAUCGACCAGGCUAACUUGGCAGAUCCAGCAAGUACAUCAUCCAAAGCUGAUAAAUCUGGGUAUAUUGCUAAGGAAGUAGUCACAACUAAAUCUUCUUUUCGUAUUAAGCGGAAGAACAGCACCUUGGGAUCAAGGAGUAAACGUUUAAGAAUUAAAAAUGAGGAUCUCAUAGAGCUAAAGCUAUCAUGGGAAGAAGCUCAAGCUCUGCUUCGCCCACCUCCUAACCGUGUGCCCAGUGUCGUGGUAAUUGAAGGGUGUGAAUUUGAGGAAUAUGAGCAGGAUGCACCAAUAAUUGGAAGGCCUACGAUUUUCGCAACAGAUAUUCUGGGUGAAAAGAUCCAGUGGGCUCAAUGUGAAGACUGUCUUAAGUGGCGCAAAGUUCCCGCUGAUGCUCUUCUUCCCUUGGGAUGGACUUGUUCUAAGAACUCAUGGGAUUCAAAAAGAUCUUUAUGUUCAGCGAGUCAAGAAUUAACAGCAGAACAGCUUGAAGAUCUGCUACCCAUAAGUAAUCAGGGUACAAAUGUCACAGACGGUGCACCUGAUGCUUCUGAGAAAAUGAAGGCUGCUAAGCUUGAUCCCGAUCCGGUAGAAGCUUUGGAGGGGCUCGACAAACUGGCCAACCUAGCUAUUCAGGAAGAGGGUGAGGCACUCGCAUCAUCAUCCCAGGCCACAACAAAGCACCCCCGCCAUAGACCUGGCUGUACGUGCAUUGUCUGCAUUCAGCCCCCAAGUGGGAAGGGGCCCAAGCACAAGCUAACAUGUGCAUGUAACGUCUGCCUUACUGUGAAGCGCCGGUUCCGAACGAUGAUGUUGCGGCGCGAACAGAAACAAUCAGAGAAAGAAGCAGAAAGUGCACAUGAAAAGCAGCAGCUACAGAUGCCUGAGCAAAUUCCUGAUGAUGACAUCCAGGAAUAUGGUAACAUGGGAAAUAGUAUUCCCUACUGGAAAAACGUGGCCAAUGAGGAUCCUAGCAAUGAACGAAGCUGGACGAAAUCCUCCCUUUCACCUUUCAAAGGCCAAAUUGACCUGAAUAUCCAGCCAGAGCGGGAGGAAGAGCUGGCACCAGGUUCAGAUUCUGGCAGCACAAUGAGGUUGCUCCAAGAUAACACGGAGAGGUAUCUCAGGCAGCAGAGACUGUCUAGUUCUGGUGAUCACAGAGAUUCAGUAUGCAAUCAGAUACAGCAGGGUGGAAUUAGAGGAGAAAACUUUAGCAACCGUAUCACCCUUGAUAGCAGUCAUCAAAAGGACGCUGGAGCAGAUCAUCGUGUAACUUCGUCUAUGAACCCACCAGCAUCCACAUCAACAACCACUGAGAGAUAAAAGGUACCAUUUCGUGGCACAUAUUGCAAAAAUCAUUGGUAGGACUUUCGUAUUGUAUGCUGGGUUAGCUCUUGUUGUACAUUUGUCUGCAUCGGCAUCAAGGGGAGGCGCGAAGUGGAGGAUUUGGUUAAGAAAGCAAUUAUAUCUAUAAUUGUCCUCCUUUCGACGGUAAUUUAGUGGACACUAAAUUUAUAGGAGGAAAAAGGUAAUAUACAACUGGAGUGGACAGUGGGUCGUAGCCAUUACUUUACUGUUAAGGAGCUCACCUUGCUGCCCUGUAAUGCUAGGCUUAGGAUGUAACUAUAGGUACUUUUAUUUGACUCUCCUUUUCCGUUUUUUUUUUUUUUUUUU